GACGGAGGACGAGGCGCGGCGACCACUCGGAGAAGAAGUGGACGAGCAAAGACAAGUACUGAAGUCGACGCUGAAGCUGGCUCUCCAAACGGCUCAUCGCACGAGACUCAACAGUUCUUUGGCGACGGACACCUACACGUGCCCGAAGGCUCACAAAGUGAUCGACGCGGUGAGCAACGAGCUGGAGGGGUACAAAAACCACUUGGAUCACCUACGCCACGGAUCUGCGGAGGACAAGAAGAAGAUGAAGGAGAUCGGCUCCCCCGCGCCCAGCAUGGGCCUAGCGGCCCUGGAGGGAGACUACCUGAAGAAGACGAACCCCCCCGACGAGCAUAUGGGUCCAGAAAUAUCGAGGGACGAUCUCGCCGAGGAGAUCAGUUUCAUACGGCUCGAGAACUGUUUCGACACGGGGAACAUGAAACUUCUGAUCAUUGGAGCUCCCGAGUGGGGAGGCAGGAAGCUGCUCAUGAGAGCAUUCCGUUCAGAGGGCACGGUCACCCACCAUCACGGAGUAGCGCCAGCGGGCUGGCUCGAGGACGAG
This is a messenger RNA of Prorocentrum cordatum, 541 nucleotides long. The record is from the annotation of a GenBank genome assembly. Lineage: Eukaryota; Dinophyceae; Prorocentrales; Prorocentraceae.